Molecule: messenger RNA, 935 nt
Organism: Drosophila suzukii
Lineage: Eukaryota; Metazoa; Arthropoda; Insecta; Diptera; Drosophilidae
Source: RefSeq, a predicted model, not a curated record
GCCAGUGCCUAAAGUUUUUAUAUAAACUCGUUUUAAGGUAUUACACAGCAGAACAAUGUGGACCAAUUUAGUACCUGUCCUCGGAGCAGUUAUAUUUUUUAAUAUAAUAUCAAAUGAAGCAGUUGUCUUCAGGUUUAAGAAUUUCGAAUGCAAAACUUAUAACCAAUCGUGGUUCGUUUUCCAACACUGCCGUCUAAAGGCUGUUAGUCGUGAUAGGGUUUUGCUCAAUAUGAACGGAACUGUUCUUCACCCGGUCCAUAAUAUACAUCUCCAUGCCAAGAUGUUUAAAAGGGCCAGCGGUUUUAAGCCGUGGUUAUUGGACUCCACUAUAGAUGUCUGCAGGUUUGUGCGAAAGCACUACGAUCCAUUCAUAGGCAUCGUCUUUAAUAUUUUCAAAGAAUUUUCGAACUUUAAUCACACCUGUCCGUAUGUGGGUCCACAAGUUGUGAAAGAUUUUUAUCUGAGACCGGAACUAUUAAUUGUGCCCCUUCCAACUGGGGAGUACAUGUUGGCAAUGCAGUGGUACUUCGAUAAGAAGCUACAGUUCGAUACCAACGUUACUUUUGUUUUUGAGGAGGAUCUGCUCAAAAGGUCUUAGAAGGAACUAAAAAUAUUAUACAAAAUCCAUGGAGUGUUGAGUGACCAUAUUGAAUUACCACUGAAAUACACUUUCGUUUCAUAAAGUGAACACUCCGUUGGAAACAUUUACCUUCAAACAUGUGCGUAUCCACGGGGAGAUAGGGGGAUAAGUCCCCCCUCCUCCUACGGGUAAAAAGUAUAUUUAAUUUGUAUUUUAUUCCAAAUUUUUGAUUCCUACACAACAUAUUUUCUUUUAUAUCCACCCCACAAUCAAAGUUAGGUUCCGGCAUUGCCUUUAAAAAUACAAAAUUUUAUAAUUUAAAAUUGUAUUUUAAUAAUUAACAACAUUUAAACGC